CAGAGCCGUGCCGACAGCCCAGCCAUCAGGAGCGGAAUUCAGUUUUUUUUUUUGGUUCGUUCUGAAUCCUCGAGAGAGAGAAGUGUUUCGUCGCGUGUGAUCGACAAAUCGGUGAACACCCUCUCGCGGCGUCCUCUCUUUCUCUCUCUCUCGCUCCCUCUAUUUCCGCACUCUGUCCACCGUCUCUCCUCUUCAUCAAUCUCCUCGCAGUUUCACACGGGGACACGGGGGAAAAAAGUUGACGAAGUUCGCGGGACAAGUUCGCGGGUAUCGUGUGACAACCCAGUGAAUUUGAGCAGCCGGUGAGAGACCCAAGGGACUGCUGACUGAGUUCGGUGCCAAGUGGAUUUACGGAUCAAGAUGGGCUCGUCCGCGAUCGGCACGAUGGCGAGAAUGGCCGCGAGCGUGACGCUCCUGACCUUCGUCGCGGUCUCUCAUGCUGCUCUGGCUCGCACAGCGUUCGAGAAGCUGACGGACUACGACUACCGUGGAACAACAUACUACAGCGUGCGUAAUCUGUCGCUGUACGAGUGUCAGAGCUGGUGUAGAGAGGAGGCGGAAUGCCAGGCGGCGGCGUUCUCGUUCGUGGUGAACCCUUUAGCGCCGAUGCAGGACACCCUGUGCCAGUUGCAGAACGAGACGUCGGCGACGAAUCCGACGGCGCAAUCGCAACGAGCGGCGAACAUGUACUACAUGACGAAGCUGCAGAUUCGAUCGGAGAACGUAUGCCUGCGGCCGUGGUCCUUCGAGCGGGUGCCCAACAAGAUGAUCCGCGGCUUGGACAACGCGUUGAUCUACACGUCGACGAAGGAGGCCUGUCUCGCAGCCUGCCUGAACGAGCACCGAUUCACCUGCCGGUCUGUCGAGUACAAUUACAUGUCGUUGCAGUGCCACCUGAGCGACUCCGAUCGGCGAACCACCGGCCAGUACGUGCAGUUCGUGGAUGCACAGGGGGUCGACUAUUUUGAGAACCUCUGUCUGAAAGGAAAGGAGGCCUGCAAAUCGCAGAGGACCUUCCAACUGCCCAGGGUCGGCGUGGCGGAAGAGAAGGUCGCGCAAUACGCGGGCCUGCACUAUUACAUCGACAAGGAGCUUCAGGUCCAAAGCGAGUCCGCGUGCAGAUUGUCCUGCGAAAUCGAGAACGAGUUCCUCUGCAGAUCGUUCCUCUAUCGGGGUGCCCCACAGGGAUCGGCUUACAACUGCCAGCUGUUCCACCUGGACCAUUGGACUCUGCCCGAUGGCCCGUCCACGUAUCUCAACUCGGAGAGGCCUCUGAUCGAUAACGGGGAGAGGGUUGGCACCUAUUUCGAGAACAACUGCGAGAAGGGUGCUGGACCAGUUGCCGAUCCGCUUCCCGUCGUGUUCGAGACCACGGAAGACCCAACGAUCAACAACCUCACGAGAAACGACAUAAACUGCGACAAGACCGGCACCUGCUACGAUGUGUCCGUGGACUGCAAGGACACGCGGAUCGCGGUGCAGGUCCGCACGAACAAGCCGUUUAACGGUCGCAUCUACGCAUUGGGACGAUCGGAGACGUGCAACAUCGACGUGAUAAACAGCGAUCUGUUCCGGCUAGACCUGACCAUGAGCGGCCAGGACUGCAACACACAAAGCGUGCAGCGUGACGGUUUUCAGACUGGCGUCUACUCGAACACGGUCGUCCUUCAGCAUCAUUCCGUCGUGAUGACCAAGGCCGAUAAGAUAUACAAGGUGAAGUGCACCUACGACAUGUCCUCGAAGAACAUCACCUUUGGGAUGAUGCCUAUCAGGGAUCCGGAAAUGAUCAGCAUCACCAGCGCGCCGGAGGCCCCUCCUCCAAGGAUCCGCAUCCUCGACAGCAGGUCCAGGGAGGUCGAGACUGUACGCAUCGGAGACAAGCUCACCUUCAGAAUCGAAAUCCCGGAAGACACUCCGUAUGGCAUCUUCGCUCGCAGCUGCGUCGCCAUGGCCAAAGACUCGAAGAGCACCUUCCAGAUCAUCGACGACGAAGGAUGCCCAGUGGAUCCGUCGAUCUUCCCGAGCUUCACCACGGACGGGAACGCCCUGCAGUCCAUCUACGAGGCGUUCAGAUUCACCGAGUCCUACGGCGUGAUCUUCCAAUGCAACGUGAAGUACUGUCUGGGACCUUGCGAGCCGGCUGUCUGCGAAUGGGGACGCGAAUCGGUCGAGUCCUGGGGCAAGAGACGCCGAAGGAGUCUCGCGAACACGACGGAGGAGAAGGCCGAGGACAUGACGUUGUCCCAGGAGAUCCUGGUCCUCGACUUCGGAGACAAUAAGCAGUCGGAGUCCCUGAAGAGCGACGCCAGCAUAGACUUCAACGAAGAUAAAUUGGUGACCAUAGUGGAGCCCUGUCCGACCAAGACCUCGGUGCUGGUGUUGGGCGUGACCUGUGCCCUCCUGGUCCUGAUCUACAUCUCCACGAUCUUCUGCUACUACAUGAAGAAGUGGCUGUCGCCCCGCAAGAUGAUGCCUUGAGGACCAAUCGUAUCGGGCUCGACUUCGUGGGGAGGGACGGAGUAGGAUCGAGAGGACCUCCGUGAAUCGGGAUCGAUCGCGACGAACCCGAAGAACCCCGGCGCGCCCGCCUGAGCAAAACCCGAGCUCUGCUCAACUUCAUCUGCGUUUUGUCGAUUUGCUCAGGCGAGCCGCCGCGUUCGUCCGUUCUUCUUGUGCGCUCGUUCGAUCGGGUUCGUCGCGAGCGCCUCGUCGCAUUUCUACGUUUAGAGAAAAUCAUUGCGGUGAUGAGAAAUCGGAUGGAUAAUUUUCGCUGGGGGAAAAACGGAACAACAAACGGCCGGAUUCGAGACGGGUCUUUUGUCUUCGAGCGAUGAAAGGCUCGCGGCAUAGCGAAAGUCACGAGCCGAUUGUGCAACGCUGUCGAUGAGACCUUUUCAUCGAAUGGAUAUUAAGACCGCACUCAUUAUAGAACACUUUAAAUAUAAUUUCACGCGGACAUGCGACAUUACUGGUCGCGGGUGACGAGUAUCACGAGGCGUGCCGCUUGUGCAACGUCUCGUCGACGGGGGAAUUAGUUUAAACCACACGUACACACACACAUACACACGCCCAUACACAAGUGCAUACGCGACGCAUACGGACAGGCGAACGGGAAUCGGUGAGGAUCGAUUUCGUGGACCGGUGAGAAGCAAACAUACAGAAGCAACUACAUACAUACAUACAUACAUACAUACACACGACUUCAGGAUAUUUUGUUACUGGACAGUGCUCUACACACACUUUAUGCAUUUUACGUCUGAUUCAUUUCACACACUCGUUUUAUACAUAAUAUUUAUCGUGCAUACUCGGAUCUUAUAGAUCGCAUAAGGGAACGAAUGAUAGUGGGGAUCUUGCGUGCAAUACUUCCGAUCGGUUUUCUCGAGGACACGGAAACGACGGUCCGCGUUUCUCGAACGGAGAUGCGCUUUCCUUUCGGUAAUAGCGGACCGUGUUCAGGUUUAUCGGCAGAUACAGAGAGGAUCCGCCGUUUCGGUUCGGAGAGAGAAAAACCAUAUCGAUUCGAGAGCAUCGUCGCCCGGGCGAACGCUGUUCCCCGAUCCCGUGGAUCGUCGAGACUUUCCGAGAAAACGAUCGGGGAACAGGUGGCCUGGCGUUGCAAUAGGUACACAUUUUAUUUAAGGUCAUCUUAGACACAGCUAACUGUCUUACUCCCUGAUGGGCUACUUCUGAUCGGGUUGCAAGGAAUACGGAUUGGAGUGCCGGGCCCGUUCCGUGGCCACGAGGCACGGCCCUGGCCGCCUUCUUUUCUUUCUUUCUUUUUCUAUUUUUUUUUCUUUUUGUUUCUUUAAUCCACGGGAAUCGACUUGUAACCUGUAUCAAGACUAGCGAUAUUUAAAGGUUCACGCUUCACUAACGUCUCUAACGAUACAACCGUAGCGUUUAAGGUAGGAAAUAAGCGGAGCAUGGAAGCAUAGGAUAAAAGAGAGCAAGAGAACAAGCGAAAGGGGAUGGAGAAUCGUUUCUCCCGUUCGCGACGUGCAAGCUGUUUCGAUCUCUCGUGGUUAAUGGUGCUUUUUAAUCCAUCGUUUCGAACCGUUUUGCCUUCUUUCAAUCACGACCAAUGCUUCGAUCUUUCGUUCGACGCACGGACCGAUCAAAACUAUCGAUCAGCGGCUGGAACAGCUGGGAACGCGAGCCGAUUCGAGAUAGUUAAUUAACGGGGGCCAGCUGCUCGGGACCGACGUUCCGCCAUUUUCUAACGCGCGACUAACAACUUUGAUUUUUCACUGCGAAUCACAAUAUUUGAGACAGAGAGAGACGGAGAAGUUGUUUACGUUUUGGUAUCUGUAAUGGAAUCUAAGUACAGAGCGUGGAACCAAUGGCGAGAAACGAGAUCACGUUAGACAGUGGCAAUUUUUCUUGCGGUUUCAGUUUCGCUUUAACGCUCCGCCUAGCCGAGUAUAUUUUCUUUAAAUUUGAUCUCCGAUCGUACGGCGUCCGACUUUUUUACGGCGAGCAAAUUAAUCGUCACGGUAUUCUCGGCCGUGAAUCGCGGAUUCGAACGAAUUCGAGGCGAGGCGACAGCGUUGAAGCAGCGAAACGGCACCCGAACUCGAAGCUCGGCUUUCUUCGGCGAUCGUUCCUGACCGCGUGUAUUGGUGCGACAAUUGGAUUUUCGGGAAGAGUCAGCCUGCCGAGGGUGGAAAACGAACGAACGAAGUGUAUAUAUUACUGGACCGUAGUAGGUACUGAAAUGGAGAUGGAGACACGUAUACAAGCAUCAAUAUCACAUGUAUCCGUACUCUAUUUAUGUAAGCGAAAGUUUAAACAAUUAAACUGAACGAACAAUUUCGACAAA
Molecule: messenger RNA, 4819 nt
Organism: Megalopta genalis
Lineage: Eukaryota; Metazoa; Arthropoda; Insecta; Hymenoptera; Halictidae
Source: RefSeq, a predicted model, not a curated record